UGUAUCAUCAUAUUGAACCGGCACAAGGAGACACCAAACGGUGUUUCCCACUGGUCGAUCGCACUGUGCAUACAAGCCCGGAUUGAAGAAAUGGCCCGUACACUGUCAGCAACUCGCAUAUCUGUGCAGAUCAAAAGCUAUGGCUUCUACAAGGCAGCGUUUCAAGAACGCCUCUCCCAACUGCGGAGAAGCUGCCUGUUUAGUCCACCCUCCUCAUUGCUUGACUUGGUCGUCAUCAUCCCGAGGUUUUGCCAAAUCCUUUUGCCACCAACCCGCAAGUCGGCUCUAUUUUCAUUUGCCCUAUGCGUGCCUCUUUCCCUAGCAGAUUGUCGAUAGAAGAUUCGAUUCAAGAGCGUUCAAUCGUACGUCGGCGGGUCUUGCGGUUC
This is a messenger RNA of Alternaria alternata, 386 nucleotides long. RefSeq lists its product as hypothetical. NCBI's taxonomy places the organism in Eukaryota, Fungi, Ascomycota, Dothideomycetes, Pleosporales, Pleosporaceae. The transcript has a single exon. The record is from RefSeq and is a predicted model, not a curated record. Bases 91 to 336 code for a protein of 81 amino acids.